AUGCUAAGAAGCAAGGAUGGCUGGUCAUCGAAUCUUAAAUACGUUGCACAAGGAGUGACGACGACAAAGAAGACGAUCCUCAGGACGUCCUUAAUGCGCGCGAGAGCUGCAGUGAAAGGGAAAGGAUUCAGAUUCCCUUCAACGGCAUCGGUUGCGAGGAUCGACUCCACUCGAGUGGCCUAUAUCUCGCCGUUAAUUAUCCCUCGAAGGAACGGAGAGGGGCGGUCAUUCUUCUCGGGCGGAUCGAAAGGAAUAAGGGAUUCUGACUUUCGAUUUCAACGCGCGUCAUCAGGCUGA
Bursaphelenchus xylophilus (pine wood nematode) is the source of this 297-nucleotide messenger RNA. The record is from the annotation of a GenBank genome assembly. NCBI's taxonomy places the organism in Eukaryota, Metazoa, Nematoda, Chromadorea, Rhabditida, Aphelenchoididae.